Dissoconium aciculare CBS 342.82 is the source of this 1725-nucleotide messenger RNA. RefSeq lists its product as uncharacterized. Bases 1 to 1725 code for a protein of 574 amino acids. Gene Ontology annotation, molecular function: DNA binding. NCBI's taxonomy places the organism in Eukaryota, Fungi, Ascomycota, Dothideomycetes, Mycosphaerellales, Dissoconiaceae. Gene Ontology annotation, cellular component: RNA polymerase III complex. Gene Ontology annotation, biological process: transcription by RNA polymerase III. The transcript has a single exon. The record is from RefSeq and is a predicted model, not a curated record.
AUGUCAGGCAGUAAUGAGCCAACACCAACACCGGCCGGUGCCGGCUCUGCGCCAUCUAAGCCAGCUGCUCCGAGUCGCUCGUCAUCGGCAUCAACCAGGGGAAAGCCAGUGAUUGCAAAGCCGAAAUUUGUCGGCAGAAGGUCACAAGCUGCUCGAGCCGAGCUGGAAAAAGAGGCUGCAAAGAAGAAAGCUGCCGAAUCUAAAGCUGCAGCGGCAGAGGCUGGGAAAAAGCGAUGGGAGCAUAAAGGCGAUGGCCGGGGUGGCGCCAGAGGCGGAAGGGGCGGAAGAGGACGGGGCGGCUUCAUGGGUGAUCAUCAAAGUCGCACGCAAGACGGUGUCGCUAGCGGACCAUUUGGAUCAGGCCAAGUCAGUAGUGACAGCAGCAGUCGACGAUAUGCUGCUAGUACGGGCGGUAGUGGCUUUGGAGGUGGUGGGUUUGGCGGAGGUGGAGCAGGCACAAGUUUUGGGGGCUCGAGAAGUGGUGGCUCAGGAGGUGGUUCAGGAGGCUCUGGUGUCAAAUAUGAAGCUGGAUCCAGUGGUCCGCAUGUCUUCAAGACUGAGGGAAGUGUGUACAUCUCUAGUGACGAAGACGAAACCGAAGGCCGAAAGAAGAACAUCGACGAUCUUCAACGUGUGGUCGAUUUGACUAUCGAGGAUGACCAGCAAGACGACAACGUCUUUGCGCCGGUCCGGUUAAAGCGAGAACCUCACAAAGAUCGAACCGUGGCUUUCAAUGCUGAGACUAGGCCGGCCACAGGUCAAAGCACUUCGAAAGAUGCCAGCGCCACACAAGGAACGUCUGACCGUAGGAAAGGCAAGCAACGAGCGAGCGAUGUCGUAAUCACUCAAGUCAGAUCGAAACGACCCACUGCAUAUAGCUCGUCAGACGAUGAUGGUGACGAAGUACCCAUCAAGACAGAAACUUUGGACGAAGAAGCAAGCGCUCGUCCUGUCACUCCACCUACUGCUCCCAUGACAACAGAACAGCCGCCCGCAAGCCCACCUUCAUCACCGGAAAGCCGGCGGAAGGCCAAGGAACAGAUCAAAUCGUCUGACGAAAAUCCGGAUGAAGAAGACGACGAUGAUGAGUAUCCCUUACCAGAGAUGCCAAAGUUUCAGACUCAGGCAGAAGCGGACGAAUGGAGACGCCACCAUGCUGAUCUUGACAUCAUUCGGAAGGAGUUAGGCCGGCAAGUCUUGAGCGCAGUUGGUGAAGAUGGAAGCGCAGCGCCGACUGAUACUGCCGCGCACCAACGUGCCAAGAAAGCUGAGGAGAUCCGAUCAGAACACGUCUACCUUUUCCAAUUUCCGCCAGCGCUCCCGGAUCUAGUGCCUGUUCGCGUCAAGCCAGAUCCUGAUGCCGUCGAAGUAAACAGCGAUGAAAUGCACAUCGAUCCCCCAUCACAACAACCAGCGAUCAAGAAGGAAGAAGGGUACAGCAAUGCUACCAAGUCUCUCAAGCCAAGUCUACCCUCAGGCUCAGUCGGCAAGCUUCGAAUUCAUAAAUCAGGCAAGGCAGUCCUAGACUGGGGUGGCACAAGCCUGGUGCUGUCGGCAGGCACAGAUCCCAGCUUCUUGCAGAAUAUUCUCAUCGCUACUGUACCGGAGACAAAGCCGGAUGCAGACGCACCUGCAGAAGACCAAGAAGAGGCGAUUGGCAUGAGCAUGGGCCAGGUCAGAGGAAAGUUUGUCGUGACCCCGAAUUGGGAUGAGAUUUUGCAUUGA